Molecule: messenger RNA, 896 nt
Organism: Ruditapes philippinarum (Manila clam)
Lineage: Eukaryota; Metazoa; Mollusca; Bivalvia; Venerida; Veneridae
Product: dynein light chain roadblock-type 2
Exons: 5
Coding region: 72-365 (97 amino acids)
Biological process (GO): microtubule-based movement
Cellular component (GO): centrosome; cytoplasm; cytoplasmic dynein complex
Molecular function (GO): dynein intermediate chain binding
Source: RefSeq, a predicted model, not a curated record
CAUGCGUCAAACCUUAGCAACGAUUCCAGAUCGUACUUGUCAAACAUAGAGCAGCAACAAAACACACCAAAAUGUCUGAAGUAGAAGAAACUCUCAAAAGAAUCCAUGCUCACAGGGGAGUCACUGGUAUCAUUGUUGUCAAUUCAGAAGGUAUUCCAAUUAGGACAACAUUAGAUAACUCAACGACAGUUCAGUAUGCUGGUUUGAUCCAUCUGUUGGCAGCCAAAGCAAGGAGCACAGUACGUGAUAUUGACCCACAAAAUGACCUUACAUUUCUCAGAAUUAGGUCAAAGAAACAUGAAAUAAUGGUUGCUCCAGACAAUGAUUAUGUUCUGAUGGUUAUCCAGAACCCUAAUUCAGUUUGAGGAACUUGUUCUGCACAUUCAAUAUUCAGCAUUUUAUAAGGAAUACCUCUUGAUAGUUAUGCAGAAUCCUAGUGAAAAUUAAACAGUAAACAACAUAGAUCAACAACAUUAACAUGGACCAACAUUAUUUAGAUCCUCGAAAGAACACAAUAAAAUACGAAUAGUAAUGAAAUUUGAAAAAAGAACAUAAUUGAGAUUGAAAUUGAAUAUUGUAGUAAAGUUGAAACUAUUUUAUUUUCUUAAUUUAUAUAAAAAUGUAAAUGUUGUAUAUAUGUCCAUAUAUUUAUGUUUUAUAUUACUUUGUGAAAAGGGGAAAAAGUAAAAUAUUGGGAAUAAAUAAGCAAUUUAACUAUUAUUUCAUUUACAAUAUAAGCAUUUUUGAUCAUGUUUUUAUUUGUUUAGGUAUACAACUUUUUGUUUCUUUAUUAAGACAUUUAUUUAUCAAAUUCUUUUUCAUGUAUGAGAGUUAUUUGUGUAUGUGAUAUAUGCAAUGAAAGAUUGAAAUCUCAUUAAAUUAUCCAGUUAAUCAUA